AUGUGGUGGCUCCUAGGACUCCUUUCGGCGCUCGUCGCGCUUGGUGGCGGCUCUACCUUUGCGCCAAACAAGGAGUUACUCGAAUGUGCAAGCCAGAUCCUGUAUAUGAACCACCACGCUUAUAAGAUUCCCGAAAACUACAAUAGAAACAUUCCACCUGGUAAAAAUACAACUGUGUACAUCGGAAUUAACGUCCAUCGAGUGUCUGGUGUUGACGAAAAUAAAGAGGAAAUAACUCUGGAUAUUUUCCUGCAAGUGUCAUGGGAGGAUGGCCAGUUGCAAAUCCCGCCUGGCAUGACCUUCAUAGACCUUCCAUGGGAGUUUCGACAGUUAAUUUGGACGCCGGAUCUGUACAUUUGGCAACUGCAAACCAUGAGAACUAUGUCCGUAUUACAAGAGAUGGCUUCACUCAGAGUUUACUCAAACAACACCGUAUCAGUCAACAUAGGAGCUACAAUAACAAUCAAAUGUCAAAUGGACUUCGUUCUUUACCCGUUGGAUGUGCAGAAAUGUGCCAUCGAUUUCGGCAGUUACAAAUACACAUCAGAAGACGUGCGUUUCGAGUGGCAUGCAGGUGCACCGUGGCGGGGCCUGGUUGGGAAGCAGCCCAACCAAUUCCGCUUGCCUAAAUACGUGGUCACAUUCGUCACGGACAAAAGUAAUCAUAUUCGAAAUUUUGGUGAAGGUGAACACUCAGCGGCACGGUUGCAAAUCAAGUUCUUUUGCGUAAUACCCGAGAUAGUUCCCGGUCGAAUGGUGCUCCUCGUGACUACACUUCUAUCUCUUGUCACAAUGUUUGACACAGUCAGUACAAACUCGCCAGACGCCCUGGAGCUGAAGUGUAUCGAAGUGUGGUUGAUCUCAUGCACGAUAUUCGUGUUCCUGGCUUUGCUCGAAUAUUUCGUGGUGCUGUUCGGCAUCCGUUACGACAAAAGCUGGUGUAAGCGGCGGCAGGACUUGCGUAGGGCUCAUUCCGUAGCGCAGCUCGCUCCUCCGCCUUUACACGUAAACCAUUCACAGAGAAUGGGCACACCAGUGACAGGAACGCCUCAAGGUGGCGUCUUUUCACCACAAAUUAACGUUGAGGACGAAGGCCUGAAGCAACAAUUCUCACAUCAAACAAUACAAAGGGAUUCACCUAUAUUGGAGACGAUGCCGCCAAAUGGGUCAAGAGGCUUUCUAGCGCGAAUUGCUACCAUGAUGGACCACGGUGUGAUGUUCUGUGGAGCACAACAUGGAACACUAGAUAAAAUUGCCCUUAUGGUGUUCCCUAUAUGUUUUUUUCUAUUUGCUGUCAUUUACUGGACCACUUAUCUUAGUGAAGCGCAUCGAGCAAUGCACGAGUAA
Molecule: messenger RNA, 1347 nt
Organism: Parnassius apollo (apollo)
Lineage: Eukaryota; Metazoa; Arthropoda; Insecta; Lepidoptera; Papilionidae
Source: the annotation of a GenBank genome assembly